UGGACGGCAAAUUCUAUAAUAACGGACAGCCGCUCCCAUUCGGUGGAGAGGGGAGGUUUACCAUGGAUCUGUUGGGCAUAGGAGAAUUUGGACCAAUGUAUGACUAUAAAGUAGAUGAGGUCACGGGACAUGUCACGCUUGGUCCCUCAGCCACGUGGGGCGGCCACCUUAGUAUCCCUGCCAAUUAUACGUUCGAAUUUGAAGGAUUGUUUUCAAAUUCCGAAAUACCAGCCGAGUUUUACUAUCCGAUUCAUCAUCACAUUUUUAGUGCGGUAAAGGAUAGGUUGUGGGAGAGACUGGUCGUUUAUUAUAUCGUUCCAGAGUUGAGACCGCUUUUCGACAAAAAUUUUGAGAAGUGGAGUUAUGCAGACAUACUGGAAGGUAAUUUCACCCCCUUCAACUGAGUUCAACUCUUCCAUAACUUGGGAUUGUUAUGGGUUAUGGCCUUAAUGUAGGUAAAUAUUGUUGGAUUCACUGUCAUCAGAAAAAAUGCACUUAUUAAUCCAUAUUUGUACUUGCAUAGUAAAGGUACUCGAGAUAAAACGAUAUGCAAAUCUAUUUGGUCCAUUACUGAAUUUUGGAAACAUCAGAUACAUAUAUGUAACAGUUUAAUUAUUUUAAAAAAUUUUCAUGCAUACCUUACGAACAUCGACAAUAUACAUCGUAUAAGCGUCAAUACUAAAAAACUCAUAGGAGUGUGGAUGAGGCUUUAAAAAAUCUUUGACCAGGAAUGCCCACAGAUUUAUUGCGUGCUUCAAUCUAGGUCGCGUCUUCAGCCAUAUUGAGGAAAUUUCAAGGACUUAAAAAAAUUGUCUACCCAGAAAUUAACUGGCUGUCGGCUAAAAUUGACUAAAAAUUUGUAACACAAAAACCAUUGAUGCUAUGUUACAGGAUU
This is a messenger RNA of Folsomia candida, 895 nucleotides long. RefSeq lists its product as uncharacterized. The transcript has 2 exons. The coding region runs from base 63 to 404 and encodes 113 amino acids. NCBI's taxonomy places the organism in Eukaryota, Metazoa, Arthropoda, Collembola, Entomobryomorpha, Isotomidae. The record is from RefSeq and is a predicted model, not a curated record.